CUACUCCAGAGUACUCAUGCUUGCAUAGGCGCAAUCAUUAUUGGCCGUUGGGAAACUCUCAAGACCAAAUAACCGAAUGGAGACGCAGCUGAGACCCCUCACACCGGUCUAUACUUCCUCCAUCUUGGUAGCUUCAUAUUGUGCCAAUGCAUCGAAUGUGCGUCUAUCCCUCAUGUAGGGUAUCAGAGUGUACUUUUCUCCGCUUCCAGCCACCUAUAAACCGCACAUCGAACCACCUUGCAAGCAAGUCCACUCUCUCACGAUCAUUCACCUCCUACAACCAACCCUAUAAUAAUGCCCAAUUCCACCCAUCUAACCGACUAUCCGGCCGAACAUGCAUGAUUACGGGUGGAAGCUCAGGGAUUGGAUUUGCCAUCGCAGAGCGAUUCCUUCAAGAGGGCGUCAGCAGAGUCAUCUUGGUUGGACGGUCCUACGAACGUCUCCAAAGUGCAGCAGCUCGAUUGGAGCGCCAAGCUCCUGAAAGCGUACCCGCUACCAAGCAGACUGAUGGAGCUUCUGAUGCAGUAGCUACUCGAGCUCCAGAGGAAGAUCAGGUUCAGGGUUCGAGCCGUUUCACGCCGGGUACUUUGAUGGACUCGUCGGAUCGGGUUGGUCUGCUUAUUGGCGAUGUAGCUGAAGCUGCGUCUUGGAUGAGGGAACUAGAAAAUGCAAUUAAACCCGUCGACAUCCUCGUCAACGCAGCCGGGAUCUCAACAUCCAACGUUCUCCCCCGCCUAGACCCAAGCGACAUCUCCAAGGUCCUCCGUACAAACCUUGAAGGAUCCCUCCUGACGUCGCGCGCACUCAUCCGCGCCGCCAUACGGAACCGGGUGAGGAACCGUACCGGUGCCGACGGGCUCAUCACCACCCCACCGUCCAAAUGCAUCAUCAACAUAUCCUCCCUCCUUGCUCUAAAGGGUGGCACCGGCGCCGUCCCCUACGCCGCAUCCAAGGCAGGGAUUCUGGGACUGACGAGAUCGUUAACCGUUGAGGCGGCGGAGACGCUCAAGAACCAGGUUAUAAGGUCUAAUGUGAUUGUGCCCGGGUAUAUUGAGACGCCUAUGAUUGCAGAUUUUAGCCAGACCGAAAACGACAAACUGGGGGAGAGAAUCCCGCUCAGGCGAUUUGGACAGCCGCAAGAAGUUGCUGAUGCCGCUGUGUUCCUUGCUCAGAAUGAGUACGCGAAUAACUGUGUGAUCAACCUAGAUGGCGGACUUAGUGCCCUAUGAUUUAGCCUGAAAAUACGCAUUAUAUGCGGGAGACCUGGGGUGGCGAACCAGUUCGAUAUAUGUGUACGAUAUAAGCUUAAAGAGAAAGAUCAGAAGUGGUAGGCCGUAGACUUUAUUCUUUUACUAGGCUACCAUAGGGUCUUGAGUCCUUGAAAGGUAUUGUAGACUAUGUUACAUGAGGCAAAUGGCACGAUAAGCUGGAGAUGACGCCGAUUGAAUUCAGUAUGCCGCCAGAUAACAAAAGGUUGGUUGGGGUACAAAUCAGCUCAUGGAGAAUCGUGGAUGUCGUUUUUUUUUUUUUUUUUUUUUUU
Messenger RNA from Aspergillus calidoustus, 1540 nucleotides. NCBI's taxonomy places the organism in Eukaryota, Fungi, Ascomycota, Eurotiomycetes, Eurotiales, Aspergillaceae. The record is from the annotation of a GenBank genome assembly.